This is a messenger RNA of Penicillium oxalicum, 348 nucleotides long. RefSeq lists its product as uncharacterized. The transcript has a single exon. The coding region runs from base 1 to 348 and encodes 115 amino acids. The record is from RefSeq and is a predicted model, not a curated record. NCBI's taxonomy places the organism in Eukaryota, Fungi, Ascomycota, Eurotiomycetes, Eurotiales, Aspergillaceae.
AUGGUCCGCGACGAUCAAACGCGCAAGGCUCUUACGCCACUGAUGAUUUUUCUUCCCGGUGCCCCGGUGAAAGGCCAGGGGAGCGCGCAAACCAGGUCAAGUUCCAAAAUGAUCGGUUUCAAGGUUCGGCGUGUCGGAACCCUAGAAGAUCCCGGACAGUUGCCAAAUGCGGCGAUUCUCUCGACGUUCGAGACUUUCGGGGAAUCAGGCGACCCACAGACCAAGGGAAGAUCUGGCGAACCACCAUCACAUCUCAGCUUAAUCAGGCAUAAAGAACCUUCAGCAUGGGCUCUUUUGCCACGUCUCCACGACCUCCCGCCCCGGAUUCAAUAUAUAAGGCUGGGAUGA